This is a messenger RNA of Trichophyton rubrum CBS 118892, 564 nucleotides long. RefSeq lists its product as uncharacterized. NCBI's taxonomy places the organism in Eukaryota, Fungi, Ascomycota, Eurotiomycetes, Onygenales, Arthrodermataceae. The transcript is spliced from 3 exons. The coding region runs from base 1 to 564 and encodes 187 amino acids. The record is from RefSeq and is a predicted model, not a curated record.
AUGGGGAAGAAAUCAAGAUCGAUGCGCGAUGAGGGCCUCCAGCGGACAGAUAAUAGCAUGGACCUGACCAGCUGGCCUCAGGUUGUCGCUAUCAAUCAGAAAAAUUACUAUACUGACUACUUGAAACGAGACGACCAAUUCCUCGCAUACCGGUUACAAAAUGAAGAAAACCGAAGUCGCAUGGCAAAGGCAGCUAAGGAACGGGAUAGGGCCCUUGCUAUGUCAAAGCAGAAUGAGCUGCCGCUGCCAGAGGAGGAGGCAGACCAGGACACCACCAUGGGAGAGGUAGGUAAUGAGGAGGAAGAGGCAGUGGCUGGCUCAAAGACCAUCGUAGUGCACGUUGGGAGUCAGAAUUUGCGCAUAGGCCUUGCAAGUGAUGCCUUGCCAAAGACUAUUCCUAUGGUUAUAGCGCAUAGAUCAGAGACGAACGAGUCUGAAGAAAACGGGGGUGAGCCAAAGCCGAAACGCCUGAAAAUGGAUGACGGAGAGAUGAUGGAGCCGGAAAAAAUGUUUGGACCUGAUGUGAGUGACCACCCCAUUAGAGACUCCAUGCGCAGAGACUGA